Molecule: messenger RNA, 1005 nt
Organism: Colletotrichum abscissum
Lineage: Eukaryota; Fungi; Ascomycota; Sordariomycetes; Glomerellales; Glomerellaceae
Exons: 5
Coding region: 1-1005 (334 amino acids)
Source: RefSeq, a predicted model, not a curated record
AUGUCCGGAAGCAACAGCGACAAUGUUGACGAGCCCCUCCGGGUCGUCACCCCCCCCCGCGACCUCCCAUCCGCCCACCAGGGCCCGGCUGCCGAGCUCUCCCUCCCUGGCCAGGAGGAUGUUGAGGCUGCUGAUGGAGACGCCGAGAACUCUAUUGAGUUCGAGGCUCUCAUCAGCGGUCGUGACAAGGGCGAUGAUGAGGUGAAUAGUGGCGGUGAGAGCUCUGAGGAGCUUUCACCUGUCCCCCCCUCGGAGUCUGAGGGUGAGGAUGAGAAUGUUUCGGACAUUGAGCCUUCCGAGAAGGAGUCCAAAAAACGCAAGGCCAGCUCUUCCCAGAAGGGCGGCAAGAAGCAGAAGAGAACACCGAGAGGCCAAGGCACCCCCCGCGUCCCCAAGAAGCUCAAGGGAGUGGCUCCCGAGGAACGGUUAGUGCAGUGCAUGCCCUGUCUUCGGGCAGCCCUCCGGUACACCGACCCUGAGGAUGGUGGUCGUUGUCUUGUGGGAAGUGGUGGCCGGUGUGCGCGCUGCUUCAACGGCCGUUCGGCCGAGGGGUGUGUCGAUGUGCCGGUCGUCUUGCGGCCGAUGGCCUGGGCCCUCACCGAGGCCAUUGUGAAUGGCGCUCCCUCUCUCGAUAUCGCCAAGCUCCGCGGUGUCGUCCACUGGAUGGACGACAACACCAAGAUGUACGAGAACCACAUCGGGUUCUAUGCGGAGGACUUCCUCCCCGCGCGCCCCCCGCCCCCUCCCCCGAGUGCGCCUGUGUUGUCGGUUGCGCCUGUCGUGGUCGUUUACGACCAGCCUCCUGUCGCGGCGCCCGCUCCCGCACCCCAGGUCAUUGACCUGACGGUCGUUCCGCCUCCCGCGCCCCCCGCUGCCCCCGCUGCUCCUGGCUUCGUGGACUUCGAGGCGCGCAAGGCGCGGUUCCUGGCGCGCGUGCCCACCCUCCUCGCCAGCGACGCCAUGAUCCCGGCGAUCGCGUACUUCGUGGACCAGGAGUUCAAAUAG